ACCCUCCUCCUCCUCCUCCUUCUUAACGGCCACGACCAUCUGCCGCCUCUUUUUGUAAUUUCUAACCCAGCAGAUUAUUUCCCUCAGACGUCUACUUGCACUUGACACAACCCCAAACAUCGCCUCACGGGAGCAGCUGCGCAGAGGCGCGGUGGUGACAGAGGGGAGCCCUCCGCGCUCCGUGCACGCAGUCGGCACAGCGGCGCAGGAGGAGAACCGGGGUGCCGCGUACAUGCGACCCGACGCCGCUGGGUCGUAAAGACGGAUUUGAAUUAAGCACCGGAUAACAAACAGCAACUCUGCAGCCUUCGGCCGGGGAGGGAGGGAGGGCAGGCAACUGUUUAGUGGAUCUUGGAAACCCUGGGUGAGGUGAGGGGAGGGAGGGAGGAGCGGAGAAUGAGCUAUUCUUGUACCAGCAGAGGCAGCAGCCAGGACCCAUCAAGCGCUAAUCCAGCCAGAACCACCGGAGGUACCGACGGCGGCACGGACAGCACCGGCGGCCCCAAGCAAACGGCGGCGAUGAAAGUGAAGAAAGGCUGCAACUCGGCCGACGUUGAGGUCCCGGUGACCACGGAGGAGGAGCUGCUGGGGAGGACGGCGAUCACUCCGGAGGAUGUUCUGGGCUUGCAGAAGAUCACAGAGCAUUAUCUAUGCAGCCCGGAUGAGAAUGUUUACAACAUCGACUUCACAAGGUUCAAGAUCAGAGACAUGGAGACGGGCACCGUGCUGUUUGAGAUCACCAAACCUCCGUCCACAGAUAAAGCAGGAGAGAAGAGGGACAUCGACCCGAACGCCGGCCGUUUUGUUCGUUACCAGUUCACCUCCGCCUUCCUUCGACUGCGGCAGGUCGGCGCUACCGUCGAGUUCACGGUCGGAGAUAUGCCGAUAGAAAACUUCCGGAUGAUCGAGAGACAUUAUUUCCGGGAGAAGCUGCUGAAGAGUUUCGACUUUGAGUUUGGCUUCUGUAUGCCCAGCAGCAAGAACACCUGUGAGCACAUCUACGAGUUCCCGCCUCUGUCGGAGGACAUCAUCAGAGAGAUGGUCCUGCACCCAUACGAGACGCAGUCUGACAGCUUCUACUUUGUGGACAAUAAGCUGGUGAUGCACAACAAGGCGGACUACUCGUACAGCGGCGGGACGUAGAGACGGAGCCUGCGCCGGAGGAGACGGGUGGAUUUAUGGACCAAAAUGUGGGACGAUCAGAGGACAGCGUUGGCUGCGACAUCCUGUCUCAGUUGUUUUUUUUUGUUUUUUUCUGUAUGUCUUUCUCCUGUUGAGGCGACUCCAUCCAGGAGCUGAUGGGCCUGUGGUGAUCUGCCGGUGUGUCUGUGUGUACUAAGCACCCAGAGAUUUCUGCGAUACAUACACACAAACGCACAGACGGACGCAGACCCGGGCAUCGCCGUAACAAAGUGUGUUCGUAACAUGAUAAACCAGCAGAAAAGUGACGCUUAGAUUUCAGAGUGUUUUUAGCCACGUCAUAAAAAAAAAAAA
Molecule: messenger RNA, 1494 nt
Organism: Fundulus heteroclitus (mummichog)
Lineage: Eukaryota; Metazoa; Chordata; Actinopteri; Cyprinodontiformes; Fundulidae
Gene: unc119a2
Product: unc-119 homolog b (C. elegans)
Exons: 5
Coding region: 397-1143 (248 amino acids)
Biological process (GO): negative regulation of caveolin-mediated endocytosis; nervous system development; lipoprotein transport
Cellular component (GO): spindle pole; spindle midzone; intercellular bridge
Molecular function (GO): lipid binding
Source: RefSeq, a predicted model, not a curated record